Molecule: messenger RNA, 1848 nt
Organism: Fusarium poae
Lineage: Eukaryota; Fungi; Ascomycota; Sordariomycetes; Hypocreales; Nectriaceae
Exons: 4
Coding region: 1-1848 (615 amino acids)
Biological process (GO): DNA-templated transcription
Molecular function (GO): zinc ion binding; DNA binding
Source: RefSeq, a predicted model, not a curated record
AUGGCCACUCCAGAAGACACAGACCCGAUACCUUCAAACCGUCGCAAGGGUGACGACAAUAGAUCAGAAGGUCUUGAAGCACGGCUGAAGCGUAUAGAAGAGCAUCUGGAGCUUGUUCUUAAUGCUGCCAAAGAUGCUCAAUCAGCUAAACCUCCAACAUGGUCACCACAGAGCCACUCCAGCAUUGGUAAUUCAUCAGAACCCAUCACCAACAAGGGUGGAAUCGAUGAAGACCUGGCCAAAGUAGGCGUUUAUUCUUGGAAGUUUGAUCCUGUUCGUCCAGUCGUCUACGAAGGCCCUCAGCCAAACUCACUCGACCUCCCUCCCCUCGAGGAAGUUCUCCCUAUAGCGAAUCACUACUUUGCCACUUUCAAUACUGUCAUCCCGCUCUUUCAACAACCAGAGUUUAUGAAACUUCUCAGAUCAUGGUACAACCAACCGAAUACGCGCGACAGAGCCAGGUGGGCAGUCAUACAAUGCGUCAUGGCAAUCGGGUACCGUACGCCUCAACUUUCUCUCACUAAUAGCCAAGCGUUGCAUGUUGAAAAGGCGGACCAGUGUUUACGGAAUGUCCAAAGUGUUGUUUCCGAGCUUGUCACGCGCGAGAACGAUUUGCUCGGUCUACAGGCCCUGCUGGGUAUCGUCAUGCUGUUUCAGAACAGUCGUGAUCCGAAACCUGCGGGUGUCAUUAUUGGAACAGCAUUACGGUUGGCGCAUAGAUUGCGAUUGCAUUCGCAAGAGGCGGCGAUGAAAUUUCCUGCUGCCGAAGCCGAACAUCGAUCACGAGUGUUUUGGAUUGCGUAUGUUUUGGACAAGGAUAUUGGUCUAAGAGGAAACACACCUUCGUGCCAGAAUGAUGAAGAUAUCGACAUUCCUUUACCCACCAUAGCGCCAGUAGACAGCGCAGGAUUGAUAUGGACGCAAAAUGGCCAAGUUCAUUUUAACUACCACCGAAGACGUGUUGAACUUGCUUACAUUGAGGGCAAAGUUUACGACCUCCUCCACUCCAACCGGGCCAGUCGGAUUACACCACAAGAGCGUCAAAGAAGAGUAGCGCGCCUUCAGUCCAUGCUUGAUCAAUGGUAUGAGCGUAUCCCCCAAGCCUUCCACAUCGAGCAUGUAGCUGCGACGGUGGGACCAAGCCAGCUUGUGCAGAUGACCAAAAUGCACCAUGCGUUUCUAUUGACCGAGGUUAUGAUCCAUGGCAUAUACAGUUAUAACAAAGAUUGGCAGAAGAGAAUAAGCUCUUUUGGACGAGAUAAAAUAUCGGGGGCAGAUCAAAACGGUAUAAACAACGAGCAGGCGCCUCUGCCAGAGGGAUGGAACCAGUGCGUUGAUGUGAGCAGGGGAUGUAUGAAGCUAUUCCAGGAAGCAACACCGACAGAGUGUCUAGUCUGGCAAUGCAGUUACUCCCACUUCUCGGCUUUGAUAGUCCUCCUCGCCAACAUGAUUCUCAACCCAGGCCAUGCAUCAAUCCACACCGAUCAGCAUAUCUCAAUAAAAGCACUCGACCUAUUCGACAAACUCCUGAAGAUCGUAGACGAUGAAGCCUUUAGGGCACUGCGUUCUGUCGUCGGAGAUCUAAGCCAAAGAGCUCAAGAAGCCGUGGCUGCGCAUCGGCAGCAUCUCAAGAGUCUGGGCCAGGACAUCUACGAACCGAUUGAUGUUGAAGAAACGGUCGUGCAGGAGCUAGAUUUUCUACCAACCGAUAAUACGUUUGAGAAUAUGGAUGGGCCGUUUGCUGGGCUGGAGUCGGGUUCAGAGUUUGAUGUUCUUGGGUUUGGGCAAGAUGGUAGUGGAAUGGGAUUUGUUGAUGGGGACACAAAUACUUGGUUUUUACCUGGGUGA